Molecule: messenger RNA, 2217 nt
Organism: Hyla sarda
Lineage: Eukaryota; Metazoa; Chordata; Amphibia; Anura; Hylidae
Gene: ARHGAP19
Product: Rho GTPase activating protein 19
Exons: 12
Coding region: 136-1644 (502 amino acids)
Biological process (GO): regulation of small GTPase mediated signal transduction; signal transduction
Cellular component (GO): cytoplasm
Molecular function (GO): GTPase activator activity
Source: RefSeq, a predicted model, not a curated record
GCGCGCGUCUGGCCCCGCCCACCGUCAGCGAAGAUGUUCAAAUAGACCAAUCAUCGAGGAGGAGAAGAACAAGCUUCACCAAUGGGGGUGUGAAGGGGGCGGGACCAGCAGAGCAGCGGCGGAUUUGAAAACAAGAUGGCAGCAACGGAGGAUGCGGGCGGCAGAGAUACGGGGAUAACGCGCGAGUCGCUGUGCAGCAUAGUCAUCUGUAAUGACGCCUCCCUACGGAGCCAGCCGGUUAUCUACAACCCGGACUUCUUUGUGGAAAAGCUCCGCCAUGAGAAUCCAGAAGUAUUUACAGAGCUGGUGGUCAGUAACAUCACACGACUGAUAGACCUGCCCGGAACGGAGUUUGCUCAACUCAUGGGAGAAGUGGACCCGAAGCUUCCAGGACCUAAUGGGGCGGCCGCUAACUUCUUCAAGUCGCUCAACUUUCUCAAGCGUAAAGAAAAAGGCAUAGUGUUUGGAGCGCCAUUGACAGAAGAAGGCAUCGCACAAAUAUAUCAGCUCAUAGAGUACCUGCACAAAAAUCUCCGCACCGAAGGCUUGUUCCGUAUCCCUGGGAACAGCAAUCGUCUACAGAUCCUUAAGGACUCUCUGAACAGCGGGAUAGACAUCGAUGUGGAUUCGGGAGACUUUCACCCUAAUGAUGUCGCCACGCUGUUGAAAAUGUUUCUGGGUGAAUUACCCGAACCGCUGCUUACACACAGGCAUUACCACGCGCAUCUGAAGAUUGCUGACCUAAUGCUUUUUGACGACAAGGGUAACCGGAUGGGGGUACCCGAUAAGGAGCGACAAAUCGAGGCCCUGCAACUCUUGUUCCUCCUCCUCCCGUCUCCCAACAGGAACCUUCUCAAACUACUCUUGGAUCUCCUGUACCAAACAGCCAAGAAACAGGACCGCAACAAGAUGUCCGCCCACAACCUGGCCCUGAUGUUUGCCCCACACAUCGUAUGGCCCAAAAACGUCACUGCAAAUGAUUUGCAAGAACACAUAAUAAAGCUAACCAAUGGCGUCACCUUCAUGAUUAAACAUUCUCAAAAGCUUUUUAAGGCACCUGCUUAUAUACGAGAAUAUGCCCGGCUGUACUUCAGCGGCAGCAAGACUCCCUCCUCCAAGGAUGAUUUGGAGUUGUUAUCCUCCGAAUCCCACAAAGAAUUUCCGUUUGUAAAAAGCCAGAAGAGAAGCCGUCUGGGAUCAUCACCCUCAUCCUCCACAUCUCAGCAGGAACUGACACAGCGCCGCACGGAGGAAGCUUUACGGGAAUUGUUCCAACAUGUCCACAAUAUGCCUGAUUCUGCCAAAAAGAAAAAACUCAUCCGACAGUUUAAUAAACAUAAUCAAGGAACGCCGGACCUGACCAGUGGGAAGAAACAUGUCCGCUCGCGAUCCUUCAGCGGGAUGAUCAAGCGCAAAGUCUUGGGUGGGCAGGCGGUAUCAGAGAAGAAGCGGACAGAGACUCCUCUGUCGUCACAAAGAUCCGAAUACAUCAAAGAAAACGUUAAAUAUGUGUCACAAGAAUCUCCUGCAGUUUACUUUACAAAAGCCAAAUUAAAGCUUUCGGAGCACGCUCACAGCAAGAAAGAGGCACCCAGUAAAAUAAAGAGGGCGCAUCUCUUGUCUACUCAAGAAACCUCCAUAUAAAGGAUCUGAGAGUAGUGGGACUCAAGCAUUUUUUUUUUUUUUUUUUUUUUUUUACCUUUUUAAAGUCUAUUUUAUUUUUAUUUUAUUAUUUUUUACACAAACCUGUGGACAACUGUUACAAAGCUGUGACUUAAUUUUUCCUGUGCCGACUUGGACCCAUCUCUUUUAUAUGGCGGUAUUUUAGUGUGUAUUUUUUAUUAUUUAACACACUGUCUAACCAUUAGCUGUUUUUCGCAUUCUGAGACUUCUGUGAUACUUUGUGUGGUUAUUAAUACAAUGUUACUGGCAAAAGAAAACCUGUUGUUAGGGAGGGUUCUUAGUUCUUUACUGUACAAUGAUUUGGAUAUGUAAAUUUAUUGGCAAAAAUGUUUGAGAUUGGACAAAAGCAGUCCUGUUCAUCUAGGACAGGGUUUCCCAACCAGCGUGCCUCCAGCUAUUGCAAAACUACAGCUCUCAGCAGGCACCCUGGUUGGGAAACUCUGCUGUAGAGACUCACUCUGUGUUAAUGCUCCUCAUUCUCUGUAUUAAUGCUUUAGUAGUGGGUAUGGUAAAAUGAGAUUUAUUAUAAAUAUU